Molecule: messenger RNA, 1291 nt
Organism: Nicotiana attenuata
Lineage: Eukaryota; Viridiplantae; Streptophyta; Magnoliopsida; Solanales; Solanaceae
Product: probable ribose-5-phosphate isomerase 2
Exons: 1
Coding region: 167-976 (269 amino acids)
Biological process (GO): pentose-phosphate shunt, non-oxidative branch
Molecular function (GO): ribose-5-phosphate isomerase activity
Source: RefSeq, a predicted model, not a curated record
UCACAUCUUCUAGCCCUAAAUCUCCUCUUAUCUCUCCUACCCAUUAACCCCUCCUCCUCAAGAAACCCCCCCCCCCCCCCCCCCAACAAACACAUUAAAGGUGAAAACUUUAUCUUUUUUCUUGAAAUCCAUUCUUCAAUUCUUGAUUUUUGCAAUAUUUACAAAUAUGGCGAUUGCAUACCCACAUUUCUUUGUUUCUGAAAAGUCCAAGAAUUUGAAGCAGCAGCCAUCAUUGAUGGUUUCUUCUACCCCAUCAUCACCACCUGUCAUUUUAUCCCAAGAUGAGCUGAAAAAAAUUGCUGCAUAUAAAGCUGUAGAAUUUGUUGAGUCAGGUAUGGUUGUGGGUCUUGGUACAGGUUCCACAGCUAAACAUGCUGUGGCAAGAAUAGGUGAAUUAUUAAAGCUAGGGAAAUUAAAGAACAUUGUAGGAAUACCCACAUCAACAAUUACCCAUGAACAAGCUGUUUCAUUGGGAAUACCUUUGUCUGAUUUAAAUACACAUUCAAUUCUUGAUUUAGCAAUUGAUGGUGCUGAUGAAGUUGACCGAGAAAUGAAUUUGGUUAAAGGGAGAGGAGGGUCAUUGCUUAGGGAGAAAAUGGUAGAAGCUGCUUGUAAGAAAUUUAUAGUUAUUGUUGAUGAGUCAAAGUUGGUGAGUCAUUUGGGUGGAAGUGGUCUUGCUAUGCCUGUUGAGAUUGUGCCCUUUUGUUGGGAAUUUACUUUGAAAAGGUUGGAGAUGUUGUUUAUUGAAGCUGGUUGUGUUGGGAAGCUGAGGAGGACAAUUGGGGGUGAGCCUUAUGUUACUGAUAAUGGGAAUUAUAUUAUUGAUUUGUAUUUCAAGAGUGAUAUGGGUGAUUUAAAGGCUGCAAGUGAUGCAAUUUUGAGGCUUGCUGGUGUGGUUGAGCAUGGCAUGUUUCUUGAUAUGGCGACGACCGUGAUUGUGGCUGGGAAACUUGGUGUCUCAGUUACUAAUAAGUAGGAUUAUAUGUUCUUUUAGGAACCUUAGUUUUCUGUUUCCUUAGAUAUUAGGAUAUGUUGGGGUUAUUGAUAUUGUACCAAUCCAAUUGGGGAGGUCUUGCUGAACUAUUUAUGUAGCAAGGACAAUUUAGGUGGUGCAUUUGCAACAACUUAGAUAUUGAAUUAUUUGGGGGGAAUUUGCCUCUAAUUUUACAAUCUUUGAGUUGGUGACAUUUGUUAAAGAAUGGAAAGUUUCAUGCUAUUCACUACUUAUUGUAUGAGUGUCAUUUUUUUGUGACUUGCAUUUGCUCGAGUAUGCUUACAGUUUUGGGGUUCA